CAUAUGCAUUUAGAAGAAGGUUGAUAAAUCAGUGCUUGUUAUAUAAACUAGUUCAAUGGAGUUUUUUUUAUUUGUUUAAUAUGAAGAUUCUAAUUGUUUUAGUCAUUCUAUUUGGCAUAGCCCGUACUGAUGAUAAUAUAUUCAAAGACUUCUGGCGAGCCGUGGACGAAUGCGAGGCCGGACCUGGAGGUGCAAAUGAGGUAAAAUUCCCGGUGGACCAACAAAAAUCAGGAGCAGCAGUAUCCUGCGUUAUGAUUAAAAGCGGACUCGUCACUGAAAAUGGGGACCCAGUGGCAAGUAAUAUUAGAAAAAUGUUUGCAGGCGUAAGAGAUGAACAAGAAAUUGACACAUUGCUCCAGAAAUGCACCAAAAACGGAAAUACACCUGAAGAGGCAGCUGUAAAUAUGUUUAAGUGUUUGCAAAUAAAAAAGUCUUAACUGAUUAUUUUAAAAUAAACCUAUUUUAGCAGUA
This is a messenger RNA of Diabrotica virgifera virgifera (western corn rootworm), 471 nucleotides long. RefSeq lists its product as uncharacterized. Bases 81 to 437 code for a protein of 118 amino acids. Lineage: Eukaryota; Metazoa; Arthropoda; Insecta; Coleoptera; Chrysomelidae. The record is from RefSeq and is a predicted model, not a curated record. The transcript has 2 exons. Gene Ontology annotation, molecular function: odorant binding.